UCAAAUGUGUUUGCUUUCUUUAUCUUACUUUCAAAGCGUCUCUUCUUAAUUUCCCCCAAGGAAAAAAGAAAAAGAAAAGAAGGAUGUGGGCUGAGAUCAUCUGUGGUCUCGUAAUCUACAAACUCGUCCGCCGUUUCUUCCACGACGACGAGAUUUCCGAUGACGACACCUUCGGUUCAACUGCUCUCUUCUCCGUCGCUCACAGACUUGAGAAGCUUUAUGGUGGAAAAGCUUAUGUAGGGCUUCGUAUUCCAGAUGCAGACACUUCUUCUAGACAGGACAUCGACCUUGUCCUCCUCACUAAAGGACAAGUUGUGGUGAUCGGAGUCAAGAAUCUAUCUGGGAUUGUUACGAUAACCAGCGAUGGAAGCUGGGUUUGUGAAGCUGGGAAGCAUCAUACAACUCAGACUUACCCUGAUCCUCUGGUUGAUGUCAAAAAACAAGCUUCAGUUCUUGUAUCAUAUCUUGAACAAAGGGGGGUCACUUUACUAGAAGGAAAUCUGUCUUGCAAAGUUGUAAUUCCCAAUCCCAACUUUCGUACAACGCAUGCGUUUCCGAGUGAGGAGGUAAUUACCUACGAAGAGUGGAAACAUCUGAAACCAGUAUCAAGGAGCACACUCUCUGGUUGGGUUAAAGGCGCAUUUUGCACAGGAAAAGAGAUGCAUGAAUCUUCGCAUCAAAAACUUAACUUCAUCCUUGCCACUGCACCAAUGUGGGAUAGGGUGGAGCUUAAAGGUAGCAAGAUUGUGUUAGGAGAGUUCCUUGAGUUCAAAGGAAAGCAGGAAGAUACUUUGGCUCUGAAACAGAUCAAGAGAUCAAAAGUUGACCGUAUCUCUAUUCAGCAAACAAGCAUGCUUGGAUUCGCUCCGUCGAGGUUGCAGGUUCGUUACUCGUAUAGGGACUACCGAAGUGAAGGGAGAUCAGGAUCAGAGUCGAAGGAAGUGACUGUAAGGUCGAGCACCGAGGUUUUGUUCCAGCCGCGAGACUCAACAAAGAUUAAGAAAUUCAAGCUCUCGUCCCUCCUCUCCAUUUCACUAAGUGCCUGACUGUUCCAUUAGAAAGACAGCAGAGAAAAGUUGUUCACACAUAUAAAUUACAUCUGAAUUGAGUUUGUUAAUAAGAGAUAUAACAACCUGUUUAUGGAAAAGAUAUUUUUUCUGGUUUA
This is a messenger RNA of Brassica napus (rape), 1165 nucleotides long. RefSeq lists its product as uncharacterized. Bases 84 to 1046 code for a protein of 320 amino acids. The record is from RefSeq and is a predicted model, not a curated record. The transcript has 7 exons. NCBI's taxonomy places the organism in Eukaryota, Viridiplantae, Streptophyta, Magnoliopsida, Brassicales, Brassicaceae.